UUUAGUUGCACCUUUUUUAUCACUGCGCAUAAAUUGUUUGUUCGCUUAAAAUUUCGAUAAUAUUUUGUUUUUGAUUCAUUUUGAAGAUCAUCAUAUAAAAAUUAUAUAAUACUUGUGUAAUUUUUUUAUUCAUUCAAAUAAUUUAAAAAAUGUCGGAGCCAGAUUCACCUGACUGUCCAUUGUGUAUGGAACUGCUUGAGAUUGACGAUCUCCAUUUUUAUCCUUGCACUUGUGGUUAUCAGAUUUGUAGAUUUUGUUGGCAUAGAAUAAAAACAGAUGGAAAUGGCUUGUGUCCUGCUUGUCGUAAAACAUACACUGAAGAUCCAGCUAUGUAUCGUCCAUUAUCUCAAGAUGAAAUUCAAAAAGCUAAGAAAGAAAGAAAGCAGAUAGAAACACAGAGAAAGCAAAAAAUCACAGAUACAAGACAGCAUCUUUCUGACAUUCGCGUUAUUCAAAAGCACCUUGUUUUUGUUGUUGGAUUGUCAAAAAAAAUGGCGGAUAUAGAGGUUUUAAAGCAACACGAAUAUUUUGGAAAAUAUGGAAAAAUAGUGAAAAUUGUUAUAAAUCCCAACACAAAUUAUGCAGGGCCUCAAGGUCCAAGUGCAAGUGCAUAUAUUACUUAUACUAAAGUUGAAGAUGCACUUAAGGCAAUACUUUCUAUCAAUAAUAUGCAACCACCUUUAAAAAUAAGAGCAUCUUUAGGUACCACUAAGUACUGUACUCAUUAUUUGCGAAGUAUGCAAUGUCCAAAACAAGAUUGUAUGUAUCUGCAUGAUGUGGGGGAAGAAGCUGCUAGCUUUACUAAAGAAGAUAUGCAGGCUGGAAAGCAUCAGAUUUUUGAAAAAAAUCUUCUUGAUAAUUAUGCUGCUAGAGUACGACAACAGCAACAAAUUCCAAACAGCUCAAGUAAACAGUACUUGGAAGAGGAGAAUAGUGAAGCCUCUUCUCUGGAUAAUUGGGAUGCUGAAAGUGCUGAUUCAUCAUUAUUACCCUCUCAAGCAUCAUGGGGUACUUCAAAAGAAGAACAUUUUGAUAUUUACCCAAAAGAAAUAGAGAAAAAAAAUGAUCAAAUUUUAAAAGAGAAGCCUGUUUUAAAAUCAUCUGCAAGUAAUAAGUUAAUAUCAUCUAUAAAAACUACAGAAUCUUCUGGAGAAUCUUCUAAAUAUGUUCAGAAUGUAGGUGAACAAUCUGGUUUUCAUACUACAAACAGAGCUAUAAUACAGCAGUGUGACUCGCUAAACCCAGAGUUUUCUACAGGUUGGGCAACAUCUACUGAAACAGUUCCAAAAGAACCAGUUGAAUCUGCAACCGAAUUAUUAAAAAACAAUGUAUGGCCUGGAAUGCUUGAUCUUGGUCUCAGUGAUCUUAAAGUAAAUUCAAUUGAUGACGAAUUAGGUUUUGAUCCAUUCAGAGAAAGUACUUCUGGUUUAGAAGACUUGAUUGCUAUUGAAAAACAACAAGGUUUAAAUGCUCCGCCUCAGCCCUCGUUUUCUUGGGAUGCGUUUUGGCCAUCUUCUUUUGCACCAAAUUUAAAAAAUAGUUCAUCAGGAAACUCAUAUUCAUUGUUUGGUAACAGCCAACAGCAAGUUUUAUCUCGACCUUCUGCUCAAGUAAUUAACUCUUUUCAGCCUCCAAUAUUAUCGUCAUCUCUUAGCUCUGCACGUAAUCCAUCACCACUUCGCUUUAUGUCUCCCCACCAAACUCAAACACAGUUUUAUUCAUCUUUUCCCAAUAUGCAACAGCAUAACCAUGAAAUGAUGAACCAGAUGCGUUAUCCACUACUUCAUCUGCAAUCAUCUAAUUUAACUGGUCAGUCACAAUUAAAUAUGCCACCUUUGGUUAAUAUUCCGACAGAGAAUAAAAAUUGGCAGGAUGGUUUCCGUGCUUUGUUUCCAAAUAUAAACAUCAGUUUUGGAAACUCCAUUAAUAAUGAAUCAGAUAAAAUGUCUAAUAUGCCUAACAGUGCGCCAGUAUCAUCCAAUUUUGUUCAUCCAACCCCACCAAGUGCACAGUCUUUGUGGAAUACAAACAGUACACGUCUUCCACCACCACCUGGUUUCUCAGCUACUAAUCCUCCGUUUCAAGUUCUACCUCAAGCUGCAUCUUCUUUAUUAAAUACAUCUCCUGUUCAGGUUUCUGCUAUACAAAAUAUUAAUUCAAAUCUUGUGGCUGGCCCAACUUCUCGUCCUUUCAACAUUGCGGCAAUACCAUCACAAAGUGAAGAUCCAAGUAUAUUGUGGUCAAAAGUACUUUCAGAUGAAAAUAAAGAAGUUAACGUUGACAAUAUGGCUUUUCCUUUACCAGGAGAAAAUACUAACCAGAGUUCUGGUAAUGCUUUACCACAACAAAAUCAACAAGGAAUGGCAUCCUGGAAUAUUGUUGUUAGUGGAAACCAACCACAAAAAGUUAAGCAAGAUGAUAUGAAGAAUCUUCCAAGCCAACCAUUACAAAUAUCUGCAAAAGAAUCCUGCAACACUGAACCAGUUAAAUUACAAAAGUCAUCCCCUAUAUUUGGAAAUCAAGUUAAACCUGCAGCAAAGAAACCAACAGCUCAUGUUAAACCUCUAAAGUCAAGUAUACUAUCAGAUGGAUUUACCACAGUCAGUGGUUCAAGACAACCAUCUCUAGGACAACAGUUGUCUGUUUAUGCUAAUCCUUCUUCGCGUGUCAGUGAACUUGAUGACUUUACUAAUGAUUUCCCGACUAUUAGUAACAAUGGUAAUAUAAAUCUUGGCGACUACACUACAAUUGGAUUUCAAUCUAAACAGCUUAAUAAAAAAAAGAAGAAGAAAGGCAAAGAUGGUUCAGAGCUUGUCUCAACUGUUUUAGUUGGUCGAGUUGAAACAGAAACAAAUGAUCUCACUGAUGAUGAACCCCUUAAAAAAAGUGUAAAGAAUAAGAAGAAAGUGAAAAAUUCUCCUCCUUCUAUACGCAAAUCUCCUCCGACGGUUCAAAAAAUAAAGAAUACUACAAAAAGCCAGCCAAUUAGAAUCUUAAAAAGCGAUGCCGGCACAACAUCCACAAUACUACAUUCCCCGACACAGGUAAUAGCGGAUCAAAAUGGAGUUAGUUGUAAGUCAUCCUCGUCAUCUCAAGAGCAAGAAAUAGUCAGUCGAUUGACUGAAUCCACUGAAAAGCUGCUGAAAAAUGUGCUUUUUGAAACGGAAGCAAUCAAACUCAAUACUGAGCAAAUUUCUAAAGAUCUGAAAAGUGCUCUUGAAAAAUGCAAGGAAUCUUCAUUGUCACUGUCUGACUUGGAAAAAAUUAAUUUGUUGUUGAGUUCUGGAAAAAAUGCAUCUUGUGGAUUUGACGAUGAUUUGCAAGACACGACAAUUUUAGAGAAACAAGUUGAGUCUGCAAGGCGAGAGGCUAAAAUGCUAGAAGCACGUUUAAAUGAGGUUAUUCGAAAGAAUAUGGCCAGUGAAUUAGAAACACUUAAGAGGAAUACAAAACAGUAGUUUUUUAUAUUCGAAUGCGGUAAAAUACUAAAAAUCCAAUAAAUGAUUUUGAUUGUAAUUCUAAUAAUAAAAAAUUUCAAAAUUA
This is a messenger RNA of Hydra vulgaris (swiftwater hydra), 3543 nucleotides long. RefSeq lists its product as uncharacterized. NCBI's taxonomy places the organism in Eukaryota, Metazoa, Cnidaria, Hydrozoa, Anthoathecata, Hydridae. Gene Ontology annotation, biological process: protein ubiquitination. The record is from RefSeq and is a predicted model, not a curated record. Gene Ontology annotation, molecular function: RNA binding; ubiquitin-protein transferase activity; metal ion binding. Gene Ontology annotation, cellular component: CCR4-NOT complex.